UGGCUGCGCUCGGCCCCGCGCAGGUACCACGACAAGCAGGAGGUGACCAGCAACUUCCUGGGGGCCAUGUGGCUCAUCUCCAUCACCUUCCUCUCCAUCGGCUACGGGGACAUGGUGCCGCACACCUACUGUGGGAAGGGGGUCUGUCUGCUCACCGGCAUCAUGGGUGCUGGCUGCACGGCUCUGGUCGUCGCUGUGGUUGCCAGAAAGCUAGAGCUCACCAAAGCAGAGAAACACGUGCACAACUUCAUGAUGGAUACGCAGCUAACAAAGCGGGUGAAAAAUGCUGCUGCCAACGUACUCAGGGAAACGUGGCUCAUCUACAAACACACCAAGCUGGUGAAGAAGAUCGACCAUGCCAAAGUUCGGAAACACCAGCGUAAGUUCCUCCAAGCCAUCCAUCAAGCUCAGAAGCUGAGGAGCGUGAAGAUGGAGCAGCGCAAGCUGAACGACCAGGCCAACACGCUGGUGGACCUGGCCAAGACCCAGAACAUCAUGUACGACAUGGUCUCGGAGCUGCAGGAGCGCAACGAGGACCUGGAGAAGCGCAUCAGCGCGCUGGAGGGGAAGCUGGAGGCGCUGGGGCUGAGCCUGCUGGCGCUGCCGGCGCUCGUCAGCCAAGCCAUCGGGCAGCAGCAGCGUGAGCUGUUGGGGAGCUGGGCCCCCCGUCUCUGCCCCGCCACCGCCCCCUGCACCCCCGCCCGCCGCCGUCGCUCCCCCUCCACAGCCCCCCCACAGCUCCUCGGACAGUGGGUGACCGUGGGGGGUUGCGGGGGUGGGAGGGGUGGGGCCGGGGUCCCUUAUGUCUGGCCAUCGUGUGGCUGAUUUCAGUAGCUUUGUUCUGUAAAGCCCUCUAUAAACUUCCUGCGUUCACUGUGCUGGUGUGAGGCUGGAGCCCCCCCACCUCCCCCUGUUCCUAUUCGGGUGGUCCCGUGUCCCCCCUCCGGCCCCGGGUGAGAUUUGGGGGGCGGAACAUAAGAGCAGCCCCGGGGAGGGGUCCUGGCAAAGGGGAGAAAGGGGCGGUGG
Meleagris gallopavo (turkey) is the source of this 1026-nucleotide messenger RNA. NCBI's taxonomy places the organism in Eukaryota, Metazoa, Chordata, Aves, Galliformes, Phasianidae. The record is from RefSeq and is a predicted model, not a curated record.